CACCGCGGAGGCCGAUUCGCCACGGUCACGUCCGCGGCCGCCCGCGGUUCGGUGGCAGCAACCCGUGGGGUUCCCCUCGGCCGCUCGCCCGCAACUCACUGGCGGCGCCUGCUCGCCCCUAAGAGCUCUGCUCUCGGCGAGCGCCGUGGCCGGGCCGCGUUGUUGCGCUCACGCGAAUCGGCGCCGCUCCGAUCGGCGCUCAGCUGCGCGGGACUCGACUUGUGGGCUGAAGGCAGCGAGCGCCAGGAGAGGAACUGAGAACAGCGCCGCGAGAGACGAGGGGGAGAUAGUCACCCAGAGCCGCCCACACCGUGAGAGACGAGACGGAGAGUCAACCACGCCGUGAGAGACAGGGAAGAGUCACCCACACAGUGAGAGUCAACCACCCCGUGAGGGAGGAGUCGCCCCUGAGUCUCAAUACCAGGAGAGCGCCUGUCUCACUACAGGGUCAACGCCACGAUAGUCAACCCCGAGGUUCUGAGAAGAGUUGUCUCAGUAGUGAACCACGUGGAUACCGAAUGUCCAGGAAUGAGCAAUCAGCAGCAGUUUGCAGAUAGAGGUGAGCAAGAGGAAUGCCAUGACGAGGCAGCGUGUGGCUUCAUAGUGACGCACCACCACCACCACCACCAGGCAGCCUCCACGGAGGACGAUGCAGGUAACAUGGAGGAGGGAUUGGACACUAAGUCCUUCGAUAGAGGCACUGGUCGUCUUGAGAAGCCUCGUGUGGGUGGGAUGAAAGAUAACGUGGCAAACAGAGACACAGAGCCUGCUGGCAGCGCUGACCUUGCUGUGCCUGCUGCCGCUUCUACUACUACUGGUGGUCGUGAUGGUGUUCCUUCUACUGAAAUUGCUCCAUCCAUUUCUACUGCCUGUGUGAAUACAGACACUCCCACUUCUGAGGAGUCAAACAUGGACACAGAGCCUAAGCAAGAGAAGACUGAAAGUGUUGGAUUACAGAGUGGGCCCAUUAAAAAAUGUGAGAACUUAGGCCGUGCGGGUGAUGAGAAUGAUGUGGGGUUACCUGGGCUGACUGCCUCGUUGCAGGGUCUUUCGCCCGGCUCGUUUGGUAGCGAUGAUCAGGAGGAGUUACCUUUGAACCUUGCGGUUAACGUGGAGACUUGUCAUCCUGUUGCCCAGCAGAGGAUGUGUGAGAUUAACAACGCACAACGGGAUGAGGAAUACAACACUGAAAAUGUGGACCACGUCUCAACUCCAAAUACUUGUGGGAAAGAGGCAGUAGAUCAGUCAAUUGAUACAGCCUUUCAAUCCAAGUCACGCAAUACUAGGUGUAGUUUAAAACUUGAUUUGAAUAAUGUAACUAAUUUACAUGAAUCUCAGAGUAUAGCAUCUGUUGAAUGUGAUAAACUGAAGGAGGUAGAUUUGCACAAUGUAAGUUACCAGUUGAAAUGCCCCGAAGGUGUGGAUCACGACAGAUUAAAUCACAACAUGGAUACAACAGCUGUGGCAACAUCCGAAGGUGUGGAUUGUAGUGUGCAUCCCAUUGAACAUGAGGGAAACACUAGACAAAUCUUAGAGCCCACAGUGCACAUUGACAAGGACAAAGGCAAUGCACGAUCCUUUGCAAAUGCAACAAAGGGACAUAACACAACAUCUGAAGAAGCUACAGUUGCAUUGGAGAUCAACCGUGGCGUUAAACAUUCACAAACAGCACAAGAUGUUUUGCAAGACAGGACAGGGCACACAGCUGAUAACGCGCACAAAGUCAAGGAAUCUGCGUCGUUAGGGCAGGCGCCUCUCCAGCCGACGUAUGACUCGACAGAUGUGGCCGUUGCAGACAGCAGUGCAGAGAGGCAGGACCUAGGCAGCGUAGUUUGCGCAGGCGAAGACGUGGCAAAAUGGAUCAGCCCCGCCAGUCGGAGACUGCGAAUUAACCCCUUUAAUAACAUCCCCGAAGCCGAGCUCAACCUGGAGAUCUGUGAAAAUCACUUUGGAGAAUCUGGUCAUGGCCCCUCGAGUGGCGUGCCGGGCACCCGUCAGCAGCACAUCUUCCCAGAGGUGUACGUGUGCAGUAAGGGAGGGGCGGCGGUGGCCGGUGCCGCGCCCGCGAACACGCCCAGGGGGAUGUGGCGCAUGCAGGAUAGCCGCAGCCUGGACGGCAUCAGCCAGCUGUACGUGCUCGGGGGGGCUCGGCCCAAGGAAGGGGGGCGGCCCGACGGGCGCCGUGCCACUAUAUCCAGCGCGCUAGAGCUGGAAGGAACCGUGACGCACGAGGGAGAGUUGACCCACUUUGUGGCCGAUGACCUCCUGCAGAAGAUCAAAUUGAGCUCGAGCAGAAACCUCGAUGAUGAGGCCGGUGGCGCCGUGUCGCGGGGCUUCCUCACGCGGCGCGACAUCCCUCCCGUGGACCCCGCCGUGCUGGCCGACCUGGAGGCCCAGGCCCGCGACCUGGCCUCCAAUGUGGACCGCAUGAUGAAGUCCCUCAACACCACCAUCCAGAACAUGACAGCACUUAGCGUGGGCUACAUACAGACGUAUCGUGAUUCGGUGGACAGUUUGGGAGAGUCUGUUGACCUCAGCAUCAAGGCCAUGUACACACUGAUGGCGCGCACCGAGGAGCUGGACAAGGGCAUGCAGCCCGUGCACGGCCUCGCCAAGCAGAUCAAAGAUGUGAAGCGGCUGUUGGAUCACCUGGAGAACCUGUGCAAGUGACGGAGGCGCCGAUUUCUCAGCUGCCGGCCCUUGUCCUUUCUCCCCUCCUGCGCCCCAGCCGAUGGCCUUCCCCAUUCUUUUAAAAAGACUUAUUCAUUCUGGUAAUAGCUGCAUUCAGUACGUCAAAAGAAGCCUGGGUUUGUUUAGUUUAUGGCUUACAUUUUUGUUUGGCAUUUUGAAUUUGUCGGUGACUUCAUCGAGUGUAGUGCUUUUGUUUAGUGUUUUACCGAACGCAGCAUUGUUCUGUUAAUGCAUUAGCGGUGGUCAGAUAUCAAUCAUUGGACUACACGGCUAUCCAUGUUUUUGACUGUUUUUGGGAUUGUCUGUAAAUUUAUUUUUCUAUCGGUGAACAUCGUACGUGUUUAUUAUCUUGCAAAUUAAAUUCUAACAUUAUU
Molecule: messenger RNA, 3065 nt
Organism: Lethenteron reissneri (Far Eastern brook lamprey)
Lineage: Eukaryota; Metazoa; Chordata; Hyperoartia; Petromyzontiformes; Petromyzontidae
Gene: BORCS6
Product: BLOC-1 related complex subunit 6
Biological process (GO): lysosome localization
Cellular component (GO): BORC complex
Source: RefSeq, a predicted model, not a curated record